Messenger RNA from Trichomonas vaginalis G3, 369 nucleotides. RefSeq names its product zinc ion binding. The transcript has a single exon. NCBI's taxonomy places the organism in Eukaryota, Parabasalia, Trichomonadida, Trichomonadidae. The record is from RefSeq and is a predicted model, not a curated record. Bases 1 to 369 code for a protein of 122 amino acids.
AUGGCCACACGUAAGGAGGCCAAGUACAAAGAGAUGGGCAAGUCCCUGGACUUCCAGCCGUUCCAAGGUUCCAAGAUUUUGACAGAUGAAGAGACAGCAAAGAGGCUUUACUACUGCUUCCCAUUCAAGGCGAUGCCAGAGACACAUCUCAUGUUCUCUACAGCAAACGAUGGCCGUUCUAUCAAAGAAAUGCACAGUUUGGUCGAUGGAAAAGGAAUUUCGGUUAUUAUCGUCAAAGCAAACGAUAGAAUUUUCGGUGGCCUUGCAGCAUCGAAGUGGACAAACGAUGGCCGUAGUUUUGGCGAAGGAACUUCUUCAUUCCUUUUCUCAAUCGAUAAUAACGCGUUCAUACAGGCACAUCCUCAAUAA